Messenger RNA from Pogonomyrmex barbatus (red harvester ant), 1663 nucleotides. RefSeq lists its product as uncharacterized. The record is from RefSeq and is a predicted model, not a curated record. Lineage: Eukaryota; Metazoa; Arthropoda; Insecta; Hymenoptera; Formicidae. Gene Ontology annotation, molecular function: RNA polymerase II cis-regulatory region sequence-specific DNA binding; DNA-binding transcription factor activity, RNA polymerase II-specific. Gene Ontology annotation, cellular component: nucleus. Gene Ontology annotation, biological process: regulation of transcription by RNA polymerase II; cell differentiation.
UCACGAGUUGAACUGUAAGAAUAUAAUCUCGGUUCUGUUUUCUACAAUAUUUUUUUAUUAAAUUCCACAUUCAAGUUUUCCAACAAGUAUUCGUCAAAUAUCUAACUCGGCGAUGUUAGAGAUAAAGUGAAAGCCUUAAAGCUUUAUUUUCAAAAACAGUUUUUCCAACUUCCACAAGUGGUGAACGUAUCAAUAUUUGUUUGUUGUGUCGGUAAAAUUAAUUUUUCGAGAAAUUUAGAGAAAUAUGUAAGCUCGUAACGCCAUACUAUGCAGAGGACGCUGUAAAAUUUUCUAUCUUACUUCUAAUUUAAAUCCGUCGGGAAACAAGACUCGUGUCGCGACAAAAUUUUUACAGAAGGAUAUGCGAUGACACUUCAAGAUGAAAUACGUGCAGAAUUUUCAAGAAAUGCAACUGUGAAACGAGGAUCUAUCGAGCCCAAAAAAACAUUUAUGCAUUAAAGCGAUACGAAGUCGUGAAGGAAUUUCUCUUCUUCCUCGAAUCUUCCUGAAUCAACCAUCAACAUUGGUACGUCUUUGAGUUUUACCGAAAAAGCCGUGGGAUAUCUUUCAACUUUUCGUGCCAGAAACGACAUUCGUUAAUCGAAACAGUAAGAAAAACACGAGAAAAUGGCAGCAGGAUAUGACGAUUGUUAUGACGCUUCUUGGCAUCUAAUACCACCCGAUUACGUCAGCAACGAAGAAGAUUAUAGGAUAUUGGAAAGCAUGAAAAUGCCAACUAGACCUUCUGGUUUUGCUAUUAGCGACAUUUUGGAGUUAAACGAUACCAAACCGUCGCAGGAAGAAACAGACAUGCAAGGUGCCACGACGGUUUUACCAACGGCCACCGAUAUGCCGUCGGCUUACCAGCAAAUUUUAGAACAGACAACCGCCAUGCUGCAACCAGCUAUGCAUGCCAAUCUGAACAGGGGUACGCUACCACCGCCUCCACCUGGAUUAUUAGGAUGGCCAACUGGACCAGCACUACCGACGGCGUUGCCUCAACCCUUAGAGGAAGUAAAUGUUCUUCAACAACCAGACUCGACGAGUCCGGCCAUCUCAGACAUGUCGUUCCCGUCGCAGCAGGAGAACAGUCACGAGUCGAAGGACGAGGAGUCGCAGGACUUCGAGGACGAGCAGCAAACCGGCAACGAAACGCAGCCUCACGAGACCGAGCAUAAGAAACGUAAGCGACGUGUGCUGUUUUCCAAGGCGCAAACCUACGAGCUGGAGCGACGUUUCCGCCAACAACGUUAUCUGAGCGCGCCCGAACGAGAGCAUUUGGCCUCCCUCAUUCGUCUCACACCGACCCAGGUGAAAAUCUGGUUUCAGAAUCACAGGUACAAGACGAAGAGAGCGGCGAGCGAGCGCGUCGAAACCGGUGGCAGCGGCUGCUCGCCCAGAAGAGUCGCCGUGCCGGUGCUGGUGAGAGACGGAAAACCUUGCCAAUCCAAGCUGAUAGAACCUACCGCGUAUCCUGGAAGCGGUCAGGUUCCUAUGGCGCCGUACAUGCAAAAAUAUUGGUGGUAGAACAACUGGCUGAGAGUUGACUGAAGAGACAAUUUGGAAUAAUCUGUGAUGGUCCGUGCUGCUCGGUAAUCAUUGCGCGAAUCGAUGAAAAUUCCUAACAAAGAUAUUGCCGUGACAAAAGUCGUGACAGAAGAUA